Messenger RNA from Ciona intestinalis (vase tunicate), 1566 nucleotides. RefSeq lists its product as uncharacterized. The record is from RefSeq and is a predicted model, not a curated record. Lineage: Eukaryota; Metazoa; Chordata; Ascidiacea; Phlebobranchia; Cionidae.
GUUGGUGAAUAUUUGGUAAUAUUUUAUCUAAAUAGUCGACAGAAUAUUGUACAUUUUCUAAAAAUAUCACCGACAUGUCGUCGAAACAACGUAUUCAGACCUAUCUAAAGCAAAAUAAAAUAAGUGAAUUGUUUGAGGAAAUGAUGGGAAAAUUAAUUCAUGAUUUGCCUUCCAAACCAGUUGACUAUCUAAUUCAGUUGCUACAAAAUCGCAAUGCUAAAAAGAAAGUAGAAGUCCAACAAACUUAUUCAAAAACUUUCCCGAAACCAACUUCUUCUAAUGCUGCUAAUUUAUGGAAUGAUGACAAACGCAGAUCUCCGGCAAAGUCUCCCACCAAACAAUCUGUUACUGAGUUAGACGGGAAAGAACAAACUGGUCGACAAUAUUCCAAACCUUGGCUGAGCAACACAAAGAAGGAUCCAAAACAAAGUUUGUCUCAAACUCUGCCCUCUCCUACAAAAUCUGCUGGCGACAACAAACUCCAUUCUACAUCCAUGGAUUUAAAUGAGAUGAGAAAAUCUAAAUCAAAAUCAAAACUGGAAGCAGAGGAUGAGGAUGUAGAUUUGCGACUCACGUAUGCUAAACCAAAGAUUUACGGCAAAGUUCGUGAUGAGUCGGAUUCACAAUUUGAAGAAAUACAAUGUCAAGACAAAGAGAACAAAAAAGUUUCUUCCAAGCCUAAGCAAGAGAUUGUGUCAAAGCAGAAACGACGACAAGAAUUAUCAAAGAUUCUGGCUGCUCAGAACAAAGAGAAGAAAAUAUUAAAUGAUGAUAAAGAAGACACCGAUGAUGAUGAUGCUGUAGAGUUAUGUGAGGAUUACGGUGAUUUACAUGAUGAAGGGGUCAAGAAUCCCCCAAAGUCAGGUGUUCAUAUUUCCAAAACUUCUAAACGGCAGAAAGAGGAAAUUGAGCUUGUGCUCAACAUGUCAAGGUUUUUUGACAGCCUUGGUGGGGCAGUUAGUGUUACACACAUGGACGGUAUCACCCCUGUGCCCAAUGUUCAGGAAGAUGACGACUUUGAAAGUGCAUCUCAAGUUACUGGACCACGCAGGCCAGUAUGGGAAACCCCCCAAUCUGAUAUAGAUACAAUUGUAAGCAAACAAAAUCGAAGAACGAACGCUGCAAUGUUUGAUUUGUCUUCCAAAGUUUCUAAAUCGAAAAGUCGAGUGAGUCAAUCUGGUAGUGCGAAAGUGGGAUCAAUAAAAGAAGGUUCCACUAUUGUAAGGAAAAGCAAAAGUGGAAGUUUAGUUGAAGACAAACUUUCAAAUCAUCCUAAACCUACAAAGAGCAGCAAAGAACCAAGUGUGGUAUCAGCUGGUAGAAGGUCUUUAGUUGGUGAACGGAGCAGAAAAUCAAGUCAAGCUUCUGUGGACAGACCCAAGACUGCUCAGUAAUUUGUAUCAAAAUGCUUCCAUUAUUAAGUAGCUGUUUCAGUAUUUUAUAUUUUAAUCACAAGUUUCACACCACAGUAUGUUCCUAGUAUUGUAUAUGCCUUCUUUUAUAUGCAGUGACUUUUUGUAUAUAUGCCUUUUCUACCUUAUCAAUUAAAACAUAGUUUUAGUUAAA